AUGUCCGAUAACAACCCUCACCACCCCGGCGUACGCAGCUUGCUCGCCAAAUUCGAGAAUCAGAGCCCCGUCGCCUCCCCGCCAUCUCGCGGCCGAUCUCCAGCUGCGUCCGAUUCCUCGGGAACCGCUCGGCAAUUAUCCAAAGUCCGCGCCAGCUUCAUCACCGUUGACGGUGUUGUGCAAUCCAACCCAGCUUCCCCGUUGAGGAAAACAAGCGGGCGCAGCGACAGCUCUGGUAUAUUUGGUCCAAAAAUCACUUCGGAAGAGACGGAGUCCGGUCGACAAACAAUGGUUUCCCCCACUCCCCUCAGCCGCCUAGAGCACCCCCAGAACGCGACUCUGGGUCAGAUAAUGGCCGAUGGCCGGCCAGAACAAGACAAGGAAAUUAAGGGAGAACCUGACCAAACUCUCAAAACAACCACCGCGACAAACACCGACACAGAACCCAAAGCGGAGCCAUCCCUAGAGAAGACCGAGACGAAUGUCUCCACCGGAUCAAAAUCGGAGAGAUCCGAUACCCUCUCACACAACUCAGAUUCGUCUGCAACUGCAAAGAAGAAGCCUUCUUCGCUGGGUCCUGCACGCAAUGUAGCCAGCAAGCCGAAAUCAACCGCAGCGCCUUCGGCUGCCAAGCCCGCUACCAGCACAAACCCCAAGCCAUCGGCCCGCGAACUGGCCAAGGAGCGUUCCAAUGCUCUAGCGCACAAGCCGAGUCGCGUCUCAUUGAACCCUAAGACAACAGCGCGAUCGACCCGAGGCGCGACCCCUGCCCAAGAUGCUUCGAAACCGUCUGCCACAAGCGCGUCCACCCGACCCCGAGUCAAAUCGCCAGUCAGACCCGCGCGUGCGACUGGCUCGACAGCGCCGCAAACCCAAUCAUCUACCGGGAAGCUUGGAAGCACAGGUGCUCCUAGCGCCCGCACCACUGCCACCUCCACCCUUCAUAGAAAACCCUCAACUCUCAAGAGCGCAGUCGGAAGUCAGCGUGCGACAACUCCGACCGCCAGCGUCCGCAGACAGGCAUCUCGUCCUUCAUUGCCAAGCCAAUCAGCCAAUGAUACACAUACCAAGCCGGUCAAUGAAGGCUUCCUCGCAAGAAUGAUGAGACCUACCGCCAGCUCUGCCAACAAGUUACAAGCUCAGGAGAAGGCUGAUGCAAAGCCCACAGCAAAGACAACCACUGCCCACAAGGCACCCAGGCCCUCUAUUGGAAGGGUCGCGGAACGUGGCACAUCUGACACAAAGCCCAACAGCACGACUUUGAGGCCUGCGCUGAACAAGGGCUCUGUAGCGCAGAAGAACACCUCCAAGCCUCCCCAGAAGAAGCAAGAAAGCGAAAAAGAGAAUGAGGUCCAGCCUAUUCCUAUCAGCCCAAAGGAGUCUGCUCCAGUGAAGCCUGCUCAGGCUACGGUUGAGGAACAGCCCGAGGCUGUUGCGAAGCCCAUUGAAGAGACAGCUUCCCUGGUUCAGGUUGAUGAAGCUGCCGUGGAACCCACUCCCGCGCCUGCUUCCGAGUCGAAUGAGAAGUCAGUGGAAAUCCCUGAGCCCAUCAUUGAGGAAGCACCUGUGGAGACUUCUACUCCGGCUGUGGAAGCUUCGGAAAUUCCGGUCAAGACAGAGCCUGCUGUUCAGCCUAUUCCCGAAGCCGCUGAGGAGAAGGUUGAACAGGUUGCCGUCAGCAAUGACGUGACUGAAUCCGAAGCGCCUGCCGAAGAGCCCGUUAAGAGCUCAGAAUCCGCCGAGAAUGUCCAUUCCGAGACUCUUGAGGAGCAAGAGACUAUCGCAGCUGAACCAGAACUGGCUCAGUCUUCCAAGUCUGCUGACCUCCCAGCUGAGGUCUCUGAGAAGACCGAGGCAACCUCUGAGCCCGCACAACAGCCCACUGAGAAAACCACAGAGGCUGUAAUUGCAGAGGCCAAACCCACAGAGGAAGCUCCUGCUGAGGUUGAGUCCAAGGAGUCUGCUCCUGCUGUGCAACCCUCGCCUGAGGCCGAGUCAAGCAAUGUCGCUCUCGACAUCACCAAUCUGGCCCUGAACUAA
Penicillium brevicompactum is the source of this 2040-nucleotide messenger RNA. RefSeq lists its product as uncharacterized. The record is from RefSeq and is a predicted model, not a curated record. Bases 1 to 2040 code for a protein of 679 amino acids. NCBI's taxonomy places the organism in Eukaryota, Fungi, Ascomycota, Eurotiomycetes, Eurotiales, Aspergillaceae. The transcript has a single exon.